CGCGAACAUGGCGCUGCGAGCGGCAUGGAGUGCCCGGGCAGCCGUCUGCAGCCUGCACUCCGCCCACACGUUGCUGCGGCCCUGGGCACUGCGGGCGGGCGCUGUCCGGGCACUGAGUACGGGCUCAGCCCGGCUCUCGGUGCGUAAAUUCACAGACAAUUAUGAAUGGAUAACAACAGAAAAUGGUAUUGGAACAGUGGGAAUCAGCAAUUUUGCACAGGAAGCUUUGGGAGACGUUGUUUACUGUAGUCUACCUGAAGUUGGGACAAAACUGAACAAGCAAGAUGAGUUUGGUGCUUUGGAAAGUGUGAAAGCUGCUAGCGAACUCUAUUCCCCUCUCUCAGGACAAGUGACUGAGAUCAAUGAAGCUCUUGCCGAAAAUCCAGGACUUGUCAACAAAUCUUGUUAUGAAGAUGGUUGGCUGAUCAAGAUGACACUGAGUAACCCUUCAGAACUAGAUGAACUGAUGAGUGAAGAAGCAUAUGAGAAAUACAUAAAAUCUAUUGAGGAGUGAAAGUAGAAUCCCUUAAUAAAUGGAAACAACUUAAAAAAAAAAAAGAAAAGAAA
Messenger RNA from Suncus etruscus (white-toothed pygmy shrew), 567 nucleotides. Its product is annotated as glycine cleavage system H protein, mitochondrial-like. Gene Ontology annotation, cellular component: glycine cleavage complex; cytoplasm; mitochondrion. The coding region runs from base 8 to 514 and encodes 168 amino acids. The transcript has a single exon. The record is from RefSeq and is a predicted model, not a curated record. Gene Ontology annotation, biological process: glycine decarboxylation via glycine cleavage system; protein lipoylation. Lineage: Eukaryota; Metazoa; Chordata; Mammalia; Eulipotyphla; Soricidae.